CUAUCUAACUGCUAUUUCAAACGAAAUUAUUCUAUUGUCUAGAACAACCAUGUUCAAGUUGGUCUUCAUAACGAUUAUUUUAGGUUUCGUGUCAACGGUACACUGUGGUCCAAUGCCACAAUAUCUAAUAGAUGGUGACCAAAAUCAGAGGCAAGAAGAACAAAAACACGCGAUUGACCACUUUACGACAAGACUGGUGGGAAAUUCUAAAAUUCGCAAAAAUUAUCUCAAUUGCUUUUUAGAUAACGGACCGUGCAGUCCGGAAGCUAAUAAUAUUAAACCAGGUAUGGUUCCCGAAGCUAUCCAAAACGAAUGUGCCCAUUGCACUGAAUUACAAAAAAAAGUGAUUGAAAAAAUGAUGUGUUACCUGAAUAAUCACCAACCGGAUAUAUUAAAAGAAGUAGCUGCCAAAUUUGAUCCAAAUGGAGAAUAUAUGAAGCAAUUUAUUAACAACUUAGAGCGGAAUGGAAAUGAUCAGUUUUUGAAUCCAAAUCUACAUCAAUACCAGCCACAGCAAAAUCCAAAUCAACCACAACCCAAUCCAAAUCAACCACAUCAACAUCAACCACAACCCAAUCCAAAUCAACCACAUCAACAUCAACCACAACCCAAUCCAAAUCAACUACAUCAACAUCAACCACAACCCAAUCCAAAUCAACCACAUCAACAUCAACCACAACCCAAUCCAAACCAAUCACAUCAACACCAACCACAACCCAAUCUAAACCAACCACAUCAACACCAACCACAACAAAAUCCAAACCAGCCACAGCAAAAUCAACACCAACACCAACCACAACAAAAUCCAAACCAACCAUCGCAACAUCAACAUCAACACGAACAAAAUCAUCAUCAACCACAACAAUAUCAAAACCAACCACAACAACAUCAACACGAACAGCAAUUAAAAGCAACGGUAGUAACAACGGCACCUAUAUCUUAUACGGCAACUUAA
Rhopalosiphum maidis (corn leaf aphid) is the source of this 955-nucleotide messenger RNA. Its product is annotated as putative mediator of RNA polymerase II transcription subunit 26. The transcript has 2 exons. The coding region runs from base 50 to 955 and encodes 301 amino acids. The record is from RefSeq and is a predicted model, not a curated record. NCBI's taxonomy places the organism in Eukaryota, Metazoa, Arthropoda, Insecta, Hemiptera, Aphididae.